Corythoichthys intestinalis (scribbled pipefish) is the source of this 2494-nucleotide messenger RNA. RefSeq names its product protein disulfide-isomerase A3-like. The record is from RefSeq and is a predicted model, not a curated record. Gene Ontology annotation, cellular component: endoplasmic reticulum; cell surface. Bases 501 to 2243 code for a protein of 580 amino acids. The transcript has 12 exons. Gene Ontology annotation, molecular function: protein disulfide isomerase activity. Gene Ontology annotation, biological process: protein folding; response to endoplasmic reticulum stress. Lineage: Eukaryota; Metazoa; Chordata; Actinopteri; Syngnathiformes; Syngnathidae.
GGUGAGCGUAUUUGACGCAUGGCUUCGGCGAUGGGAGAUAAGGUGCAUUUGAAGAUAAAUACAAAGAGCACUGACUUUGGAGAGACGACUUCCGAUCGGCUCCAUCUUCGUCUUCUUCUUCUUUGUCUCUUUUCUCCAUCGGCUACCUGACCUUUAUUUUUUUUCCCAGUGACUGCCAUCUGGCGGAAUGAUAGCUUUGCGCUAGAGAGCGUUCAUUUGGAUAUUUUUCAAACGAAACGCGUGACGUCACGUCAUCACGAAGGUCUUCGAGAGGAUUGACCGUUGAAGCCAAGCCUUUAUUGUGCCAACACUUUUGUUUCAUUCAAACUUACACCUUUACAAACAUCUGCCACAAUGAGCCAUUUUGACGGACAGAUGCGUACAAUCCAAAAUAACAGCAUCGAUAUACGGUCGACAAAAUAAGUAGAACGUGUUCUAUUGAUUAUUUUGAACCAGUUUCAGGGGGGACUGCUUUCUUUCAAUGCUCAUGAGUUAGAUUGAUGUGCUCCGAUUCUGAUGGAAAGAAUGCAAAAGAAAAUGGAAAAUUUUGGUUUGACAAAUAUCCAAUGCUUAAAAUAUUCCGAACGUCUAUCUUUCCGAUUCAAGCCGGAGCCGGAGCCGGAGCCGGAGCCGCCACUUCCUCCUUCCGUCGAGACGACGGACGUCAUCGGAUCGUCAUGGCGGCUUCCGCUCGGCAGCGUUUGGCCCUGGCCGUCUGCUGUUUGGGGCUUUUCGCCGCGUCGGCGUCCGGCGGCGGCGGCGGCGGCGGCGACGUGAUCGCCCUCGGGGACGCCGACUUUGACUACCUGGCCACCGAGCACGACACCAUGCUCGUCAAAUUCUACGCGCCAUGGUGUGGGCAUUGCAAGAAGUUAGCCCCCGAGUUUGAGAAGGCAGCCGGCAAACUGAAAGGAAGUGUGCAGUUGGCAAAGGUGGAUUGUACGGCUCAGGCGGAAACGUGCGGUCGCUUCGGCGUUUCGGGGUAUCCCACGUUGAAGAUUUUCAGGAACGGGAGGGACUGGGCCUCCUACGACGGUCCUCGUUCUGCCGAGGGGAUCUUCGAGUACAUGAGCAAGCAGACGGGUCCGGAUUCGCUGAGGCUGCUGAGCGACGACGACCUGCGAACCUUCGUCCGCCACUACGACGCUUCCGUCGUCGGCGUGUUUUCAGGUGAGGACAGUUCCGGUCUGGCCAACUUCCUGAAGGCGGCGGAACUUCUGAGGGAUCAGUUUCGCUUCGCUCACACCACGCGUCCGGAGCUCGCCGAACCCUACGGACUGCGAUCGGAAGGCGUCCUGCUCUUCCGUCCUCCGAGAUUGGCCAACCCCUUCGAAGAAGGCGUCGUCGUCCUCCGAGAUUUCGGCAGCGUCCCGUCUCUGAGACGCUUCAUCCGAGACAACGUAUACGGCCUUUGUCCUCACAUGACUUUGGAGAAUAAAGAUCGUCUGCGAGCGGGCGACCUCCUGACGGCGUUUUACCACGUGGAUUACCGGCACAACGUCCCGGGCUCCAACUACUGGAGGAACAGGGUGAUGAAGGUGGCGUCCGGCUACGCGGGGCGCGGGCUGAGCUUCUCCGUCGCCAACCUGGAGGACUUUCGGGCCGAGCUGGAGGCCGAGUUCGGCGUGGGGACGGCGGACGGCGGGGACCUUCCCGUGGUCACCAUCCGUACCAAAGCGGGUCACAAGUUCGCCAUGCGGGAGGAGUUCACGAGGGACGGCGCCUCCCUGGGGAGAUUUCUGGAGCAGUAUUUUGCGCGUCGCCUCAAGCGUUACGUCAAGUCCGAGCCGGUGCCGGACGGGAACGCCGGCGCGGUUCAGGUGGUGGUGGCGGAGUCCUUCAAUGCGGUGGUCAACCAGCCCACCAAAGAUGUCCUGGUUCUCUUCUAUUCGCCGUCCUGUCCUCGCUGCAAGAAGCUGGAACCCGUUUAUGCCGAGCUGGCUGAGACGCUAUCUGCGGACGCUGACGUGGUGGUGGCCAAAAUGAACGCCGUGGAUAACGACGUGCCGCAGGGCUACGACGUUCGAGGCUACCCGACCGUCUACUUGGCUCCCGCCGGCACGAAGGACCGGCCCGUUCUCUACCAGGUAAGGCCGACGGGCCGGGACGCGCCGAGUUUCCCGCCGAGUUCCAGGAAGUCUGCCGCGCGUCUGUCGCAGGGCGGCCGAGAGCUCCGAGACUUCCUGGGCUUCCUGCGGCAGUGGCGGCGGGCCGGCCCGAGCGGCGUCAAGCAGGAACUCUGAUGGCGGCGGGCGAUGCCGGGGGAAAGGUUUGGUUCUCGCGUCGCGGAGUGGACCGGCGGAUUGUUUUUGGAGAGGCUGGAUUUCAGAAGCUUUUUGAUGGAUUAUUGACCUCUUUCUUUAUUGGAACUGCUCGAUAUCUUUACAAGAUGUCUCUAUUUAUUGCUGUCCUUUUAUUUAUUUAUUUGUAUUCUUUGGAAUUCAUUUCUAUACAGCCAUUGGUCUAUUUAUGGUUUAAAGAGAAUCCAACCUUU